Messenger RNA from Pistacia vera, 1727 nucleotides. RefSeq lists its product as uncharacterized. Lineage: Eukaryota; Viridiplantae; Streptophyta; Magnoliopsida; Sapindales; Anacardiaceae. The record is from RefSeq and is a predicted model, not a curated record. The coding region runs from base 199 to 1326 and encodes 375 amino acids. The transcript has 3 exons.
UUCCACUCUGUCCUUACACUGAACCCACUGUCUCACUUUCUUCCUCCUUCCUUUUCUGUUAGUUAAAACUAACCCUCCCUUCCCUUCCCUUCCCCCUUCCUCCACUCCCAACUUUUGUCUCUUUGUCUUUUCUUCCAUCACACUCUUCCCCUUUUUUUUCUUCUCCCUUUAUCUCACCAUUUACUCCACCACAUCCUUAUGGGAAACAACUGUUGUUCUCCCUCCAAGACUCGCUCCAAGAAAUUAACCCCGACCCCCGAAAUGGAGUUCCAUUCCAAGGCUCGCCCAAACAAAUUAACUCCGACGCCGGAAAUGGAGUUCCAUUCCAAGCCUUGCUCCAAGAAAUUAACUCCGACGCCGGAAAUGGAGUUCGAUUCCAUCAAGAUCAAGCCGCCGCCGCCGCCGCCUACCACCACUCCCACCGUCAAGUUGUACGGCUCCGCCACCAGCUCUCUCACCGCUUAUACUCGUUUUGCGCUUCUUUAUAAGUCUGUUUCUCCUCAGUUUGUUGCUUCUAAUAUGGAAACCACGGUGCAAAUCUGCGCCGGUUUUGACUCUGCGACGGGAGAUCGCGAAACGCUGCUGCGUUUCGUGGAGAGCAGGUUUCCUCAACCGCCUUUGACGGCGGUGACGGUGAUAAGGGAUGAUUAUCGGGAGAAGGUUUAUGAUGACGUGACGUCGCCGGUUAUAGUGAGGGUGGUGGUGCUGCAGCACAAGAGUGUGAGGUGGCACCUAGAGAGGAUUGUGAGGUGGGCGGAGGAUCUGGCGAAACGUGGCGGGAAGAAGGCGGUGGAUCCGGCGGUGGGGAGUCCGAGGAUGGAGAUAAGGAAGUUCGGGAAGAGCUACUCGCAGCUGCUGGAGUUGAUGUUAGAACACGCCCAAAUGGAGGAGAGAGUUGUGUUUCCGGUGCUGGAAAUGGCUGAUCGAGGACUUUGCAAGGGUGCAAAUGAAGAACAUGCAAAGCACCUCCCCAUAAUGAAUGGCAUCAAAGAAGACAUCAAAUCCAUCGGAGUUUUAGAUUCCGGAACCCCUGUUUAUCAAGAAGCUCUUUACAACCUUUCCGCUCGCCUCAAAUCCUUACAGGGGCAUUGUAAAGAGCAUUUUGAGGAGGAAGAAAGGGAUCUACUGCCAUUGGUACAGGCCACAGAGAUGAGCAAAGAGCAACAGAAGAAAAUACUGGUUCAGUGUGUGAGUACGAUGCAGGGGACUCACUCACAUUUGUUUAAAGUUUUCCUUGAAGGACUUCUCCCACAGGAAGCCAUGCUGUAUCUGGACUUGAUCACCGACGCCGUCGCCAAGAACCAACUCUCUCCAUGUUACUUAUGAUUGAUCGUUCAGUGUUCAGAUUUAGCGUGAAUGAAAUUUGUCCCAGUAAUACUGGGUUUAGGGAUUAUGUAACUUGAAAUGUAAAACUUGUAACAGUAACGGUUUACAAAUUACAAGUUUUAUGUAGUAUUUACGAAAAUCUCGGUAGUCCUUUAAGAUUGAGAUAGAACUUGGGCCUGUUUAUUCGGCUAGAGUUCAUGUAUAUUAGUUAUGGAUGGUAGUUUAUGGUUUUCUGGAAUUGAAGAGAGAAAGCUUUUAUAAUUUGCAGAGCAGGUUUGUGCAGAGAAAUGGCAUCUUAUUAGUAUUUUGUAAUAGGAGAAGACAGGUAAAAUGUGUAAAAAUAUAUGUUCGUUACAAAGAAACUGUCAGUUUUAUGAUGAAUAAAGAUUGGUGUUGGAAUU